This is a messenger RNA of Musa acuminata subsp. malaccensis (wild Malaysian banana), 1349 nucleotides long. The record is from RefSeq and is a predicted model, not a curated record. NCBI's taxonomy places the organism in Eukaryota, Viridiplantae, Streptophyta, Magnoliopsida, Zingiberales, Musaceae.
AGAAUAGUUGUUGUUUUUUGAGACUCUUAAUUGUUGUUGAUUUUUGUACGCUUGAAUAGGGAGAAUUCAACCUUGAAUUACAAUUACAAUGAGUAAAACACUCGUCGAGUCGCUGGUGAUGGUGGUGGAGAACAAACUCCACAGAUGAAAUCAGAAGCGUCUUGACAAAGAAAAGGGCUUAGAACCUACCUUGAGGAGACUUUGCAGGCUUGCAUCGCUCCCAUAGAUUCUCAUGCACCUUUCUUACCUACAACCAUAUUCCACCUUUUGCAAGCUCUUCCAUGGAAGCACCCGUGCAUAGCCGCUGAGUCGUCGGUGUCUACAUAAGCUCUUCAUCCAGGAAGAAGAGCGAUGGAGCAGGCAAGAUAUUGGAUGCGGAUGACGAGCGGGCCUCGCCUCAGCACUCAGAUCCCCGGGCUCAUCGUUGGAUCCGCCUGCAACGAGUCAUGGGAGGAGAAGGCCUUCGCUGAAGACACCGCAGGCCACUUAGGAGGCUGCGUAUGGCCGCCGAGAUCUUAUUCGUGUAGCUUCUGCAGACGAGAAUUCCGAUCGGCCCAAGCUCUCGGCGGGCACAUGAACGUGCACCGAAGGGAUCGAGCCAAGCUCAGGGAAUCUGCGAGCCUCAGCGAGGAAGCCGCAGAAGAACAACGUCAACCGCAGGUUAGCCCCUUAGCACUCGGUGCUGCUGCUAACCCUAACCCUAGUUCUGGUGUUCUAGCAUCACCCGUGUCUCCUAGGGUUCCUGCUCCAGUCACCACCAGAAGGAUUUGGAUCGAGGACACCCUGUUCUCUCCUUCCCUUUCUUCAUCUACCAUUCGGGAGGACGUAAAGGAGUACUCGCUUCUUUCCACGACUACGCCUCUGGAUCUACUACUUGUGCCGGAACUAAAGCUUAGGGCAGAGGAUUUGGGGUCCAAGGAGUUUGGUCUCCGGAGAUGGAGAGACAUACAAGUCUGUGACGAGGAGGCCAACCGUAAGAAGAGAAGGAGAUGUGAUCAUCCAACGCCUGCUUUCUUCUUGAGAGCCUCUUCAGCAGAGCAGCAACAAGAUCGAUUUGAGGUUCUUAAUCCUAUCACAGUCGAAGACUUGGAUCUUGAACUUAGGCUUGGAGAUGCCCCUCUCAAAAUUAAGUAGGAAUUCAGAUCCUUUUGUUGUGUUCUUAAAUAUCUCAAAUCUGAAUCAUUUUUCUUGUGGAAAAUUGCCUGUUCCAUCAUCAAACCGAUGGUUUGAUGAUUGCUUGCAAUGGUCUUAACGAUUGUCUGCAAGAAGACACCACCAAAGCGCUCGAAAUGAUCCUUGAAUACCUGAUGAUAACAUCAUUUAUAAUACAUAAUCCUUUUAUUUUUUUC